AUGGGCCAGCGCCUUUGUGGUGGGCAUGAGGGCUGCUCCUGCGUGGAGGGGCUGCUGCCAACCUCAUGGCGCAUGCAGCAGUACAACAGUCAAAGAGAGGAAUUCGAAGAGCGGGUCAAGUUCCUGGAAACCGUGCCGGUCUUUGCCAACCAGCUUCCCCGAGCGGACCUUCCUCGCGUAGCAGAGGCGCUGGAGAUGAAGAUGUUUCGUCCCGGGGAGCUGUUGGCGAAGCAGGGGGAUGUCGGGCAGGAGCUGAAAGUCAUCAAGACAGGGACGGCCGCGGUUGUCAUGAAAAAUGACGGCACCACUGGUAUGAUGCGGCAGACCUCCCCUGCCAGCGACGGCGACGAUGGGGAGCAGCGGAUCGCCACCCUCCACCGGGGGGACUGGAGCGGAGGCUACGCGCUGGUGCAGACGCGCGCGUUCCGCGCCUCGGUGGUCGCCGAGCCUCCGGGCGUCACGUGCUACACUCUCUCCCGCCAGAAGUUCGAAGACCUCGGCCUGCACGAGUGCCUUCACUUCCCGCGGCGCGCGGCCAUGUACGAGGGACAUGCCAAGCGCGCGGGGAACCUGGCGAAGCGCAUGCCGGGCGUGACACCCGUUCCAGGAAAGCUGACGGAGGAGGAGCUGGACUUCAUCGUGAGGUCGCUUUGCAAGAACAUGAACUUGCGGUCCGCCAUUGACCUCUCGGAGCGCAUCGACAGGGUCAAGGAGCUCGCCAGCCGCGCCACGCGCCUGCGCGUCCCGCAGCAGCGCAUCAUCGUCGAAGGAGGCAGUGCUGCCGAGGACUUCUUCGUGGUCUGCUCGGGCGUGGCCGAAGCCAUCCCAGAGAACUUCACGAACGAGCGGAGAGGCCACGGCGCUUCGGGUGCGGAGGAGAUGGUCGACGCGAACUCGCUGUCCUACAAGCUCCUGCAGAAAGCCGCGUACUUGCAGGACAUGAUGCGCGGAGGGGACGACAAGUGCGUGUCCAACGACCUAGCCAAGUCCCUGAAAGAGGACGCAAAAGUAGGCAUGCGGUCGAAGAUCCGCCGGAAGAAGGGCGGCUCGAUGGUCUACCAGGAGGAGAAGAAAGGUCUCCAGGAGCUUCUAGACGACGAAGCCAGCGCCCGAACCCCGCGCCGUGGGGACAAGAAAGGAAAGAACCGCCUGUUCAGAGUGAACACCAUUGACUACACGGGCGAGCAGCUGCUGUACGUGGGCGAGCGCGUGCGGGAGAAGAAGCACUUCGUAACAUUUAAAGGCAUUGCGGGCUCAGGCCUUACGGGCUCUCCAUUGCUGGGCAACCGGCGGAAGUCCAGCACUUCCCUGGAAGUUGAGGCGGAGGUGGGUCGAGUGGAGGCCAUCCUAGACCACUCCCGCGUGGUCGUGUCCUUUCCAUCGAAGGGGGUGAACAUCUACAACAACAGCGACCUAAGCCUGGCGAGGGACGAGGCAACCGUAGAGUUGCAGUCCGGAGACGUCUAUGGCGAGGUGGCGCUCUUGUACAACACCCGCCACCUCGCCACCUUCAAAGCUGGGCGGGAAGAGCUGUUGCUGUACGCCAUCAACCGCUCCGACUUUAAGGAGUGCCUCUUCAGGCAGGCCCAGAUGGCGGAGGCAGAGAAAUAUGGGGCGCUGCUGGCGGAAGUUCGGAUUCUGAGUUCCCUGCUGGAUUCUGAAAGGAGGGAUCUUGCGCGGAACGCCACGCGUGAAAUCACGUUCAAGGCGGGGCACUGCAUCCUCGCCGAGAAGAACCUCCGUGAGCUGCGCCGCGGAGACCAUUUUGGCGAGCGCUCCGCUUGGCGAGAGCAGGUCCUCAAAAGUCUGGGCCUAGAUGCCUUCGCCGGUCUAGAGUGCAUGGAGCAGGACGUCUGCACUCUCAAGCCUACCGGCUGGCAGGUCAUCCUGCAGCAAGACCCAGCAACUGGCAAGAAGUAUGCCCUCAAGCAGAUUUCCAAACGAGGCAUCCGCCUGAACGGCGUGGAGCUGCACAUACGGAACGAGCGGAAUUUGCACGCCAUGGUGAACAGCCCGUUCAUCGUACACCUCCACGCCUCCUACCGGGACAGGCCAGCGCCCGACAUGGGCCACAGAAUGCACACGGAGCUCUCCUUCUACGCCGCAUGUAUCGUGGAGGGACUGGGCCACCUCCACGAGCGGAAGGGCUACGCCAAGAUCUGCGACCUGGGCUUUGCGCGCUUCGUGCUCCGGAAGACGUACACCUUUCUGGGAACUCCGGAGUACAUGGCCCCAGAGAUCCUGAAUUUCCCCCACGAGCACGACGAGCGCGUCGACUGGUGGGCCCUGGGGGUGCUCAUGUUCGAGCUGCUGUCUGGGCAGACGCCCUGGCAUGCCGGGGACAACCAGGCAGACGCGCCGUACACCAUCCUCCGAAGCCAGCAGGUAAAAAUGACAGCAGGGGGCGGAGGCGGCAAGCGAUGCCAGCGUGCCCGCCGUGCGGCUCCAAGGGCGGAGGUGGACGACGGCGCUGGCGUCGGGGACGGCUUGAAACGGCCGACGGGCACGCUGCGCGACGCUCAGGCGGCGGCCUCGGAUGAGGAUGGUGAGCGGCUGGUCGAUCCAGGCCAGGCCUUGCUUGCAGUGCUCGAUCGACUGCUUUCACGGCUCAUGGAUUCUUGCAGAGAGAGUGCAGAAGUGCAGCAACUUCCGGUCGGCGCAGGAAAGCGGAUGCCGAACACUCGGUUUGCUGCAACCAUGGCUGCCCGGCAUGGCAAGCGGCUCUGUGAAGGGCCGAAGUUGAGCGAGCACCCGCUCUUUGGGGCCCUUCGCGAGUUUGAAGCCUGUCAGAAGUUCCUGGAUGAGUUCGGGAGCAGCCCAACAUUGGAAUGUAGCCCACAGAAGCCUGUGGAUCAAGUGCUGGCGUCUGGCAUGGUCAGACUUCGGAUUCCAAAGUCUGGCAGCGAUGGCAGUCGGGAUCUGUGGAUGUGUGCAGGCUGCGGAUGGUGCGACUUCACAGCAGGAAGCGACCGCGCGCUCUUCCACAAACUGGGUGGCAUGAGCAAGGCAGCAUGGCUCCAGUCUGGCCCUGAUCGCCCGGCGCGAACGGAGGCUGACUUCACGGCUGCCUUGUUUCCGCAGAAUCAAGUUGCAAAGCUGGCCAUGGAGGGCAUUAAGCCGGCGCAGGUCUACUGCGAGUUCCAGCAAUGGGCAGUCGCAAGGCAGGAGCUCGACAAGCCAGGCGACCUGGACUUGCAGCACGCUCGUGAACUGCAGGUGUUGGAGAUCGUGGAGACUGCCAGUGCAUUCAGUCGCGCGCAGCAUCCCCGGACUCGACAGCUUCUUUCCUACAUCUCUGCAGGCCGGUAUCAGGGCAUCAGUCGCCCGGACUUUUGCAAAAUCUUGGCAAGCUUCUACGAGGAGUGCACCGAGAAGGGUUUGCAAUUGGCACGAGCCGGUCCUGGCACGCUGUCUUUCGAUGGUCAGUUCUCACAGGGACACUGCAUGGUGAAUCUUUGGCUCAGCAACAAUGCUGGCAGAUUGCGUCUUGGAACAGAGGACUUCAAGGACUCCAAGCAAGAUGCUCCGCGCAUGGCCAGCUUUGCUGUGGAAGCUGUCCAGAGAAUUGGCGCGGACCACGUCUCGGCCAUUGUCACGGAUGGGCCAAGUGUGAUGCGAAACUUAGAACUUCGCACCCUGCGGCCCUGUUCUGUGGUCGUUUGUGGCGCCGUGGGGCGGCGUCAUGGUGAUGAUCGGGGCAAUCGAGAGGUAAUGGCCUUGCUGGAGAAGCACUUGGUCGCAGUGGCUCCGGGUGAGACAACAGACGUCUCUACCUAA
Symbiodinium natans is the source of this 3777-nucleotide messenger RNA. NCBI's taxonomy places the organism in Eukaryota, Dinophyceae, Suessiales, Symbiodiniaceae. The record is from the annotation of a GenBank genome assembly.